Molecule: messenger RNA, 907 nt
Organism: Nomia melanderi (Alkali bee)
Lineage: Eukaryota; Metazoa; Arthropoda; Insecta; Hymenoptera; Halictidae
Biological process (GO): protein deubiquitination
Molecular function (GO): cysteine-type deubiquitinase activity
Source: RefSeq, a predicted model, not a curated record
AAUAUAUUUAAAAGUUUUCUAUCGUCGUUGCUAUUUCCUUCUUGCACGCCACAACGAAUCGAGCAUCGCGCUUCUCAUCUCCUGUCUAUAUUUGGAUCCCGUUAAAUAUUCAUUUAUCAAUCGUUGCGCGCAAUUCAAUACCAUCGGCGACUUAAUUGCCGCACCAGCGGAUCAUUUGGAACGGGGACAUGUACGUGCUCAUUCAUGGACUUCGCGUGUGCAACUUUUGAAAGAGGAACAUUCGGUACGGCUCGAUUAAGGUGCGCUGAGGGCACGUUUCGCGUGCACAAUAUAUACGGUGAUGGGAAUUGCAUGUUUCGAGCGAUCAGUUAUAUUUUAUGGCGAAACGAAGAUGAACAUCGAUACCUUCGUGCAAUGGUCGUCCAACACAUCAAGGACAACUGGUAUGAGUACGGACCGUUCGUGAUGGCGGAAUGGAACAUAUCGGAUCGUCAAAGGUACUGCGAUUACAUGGGCAUGGUUGGCACAUUCGCCUGCGAGUUGGAGUGCACAGUAGCCACGAAAAUGUAUUACAUGAAUCUGUCGAUCUAUCGGGAGAUCAGAAAUCGGUAUGAACUCAAGCGAGUGUUUCACAACCACGUGAGCUCUCAGUACGAAACCGCGAGGCUCCUGUUCACGGGAAACUCGGACAGUGGCCAUUACGACGUUCUAAUUCCUGAUUGAACUAACAAUAAGUACGCACAGCCGACCCCAACGAGCCGAGAUCGUUCAAUAAGAUCUCUAUCCGACUGUUUUUUCGCAACCUCGGUUGUUUCAUUAAUAAAUUGUGCUGUUUUUCUGUAGAUGUGUUCUUUUCACGUGUACCGACCAAUUUUAGACUGCAUACCGACAGUUUUCCUUUAUUAUCAUUUCCAAUUUGUAGUCUUCGAUCAACUGAGCAAGUUUA